This is a messenger RNA of Setaria italica (foxtail millet), 1254 nucleotides long. RefSeq lists its product as uncharacterized. The record is from RefSeq and is a predicted model, not a curated record. The coding region runs from base 1 to 1254 and encodes 417 amino acids. NCBI's taxonomy places the organism in Eukaryota, Viridiplantae, Streptophyta, Magnoliopsida, Poales, Poaceae. The transcript is spliced from 5 exons. Gene Ontology annotation, molecular function: nucleic acid binding.
AUGGCAGCCUACUGCAACGAGGUCCGUAAGCUCGAGGACAAGUUCGACGGGUUGGAGCUCAACCACGUCGCAAGGCGCUUCAACGAAGCCGCUGACGAGCUGGCGAAGGCGGCGUCCGGCCGGAUGCCCGUCCCCGACGGCGUUUUCAUUAGCGACCAGUCGAAGCCUUCAAUCCGUUAUCUGGACCCGGCAGGGGUCGGCGAAGCCCCCCCAGCCCUGGGAUCGGGACCCGAGCCAGGGGAGGUCGGCGACUCGCCACCUGUCCCGGACCCAAGCCCCCCAAUCGACUGGAGAGCCCCGUACCUCGACUACCUUGUCCGCGGCACGCUCCCGGCGGACAAAACAGAGGCUCGCAGGAUCGCGCGCCGUGCAAAAUCCUUCACCAUCAUCGACCAGGAGCUCUACAAGAGAAGUCACACUGGGAUCCUCCAGCGCUGCAUCCCGGUCGAGCAGGGAAAGGCGCUGAUCCAGGAUAUCCACGCCGGGGCUUGUGGUCACCACGCCGCGCCAAGGACACUCGUUGGCAACGCCUUCCGACAAGGUUUUUACUGGCCAACCGCGGUCGCGGAUGCUACCCAGGUAGUCCGCACCUGUGAAGGAUGCCAGUUCUUUGCCCACCAAACUCACCUGCCCGCGCAGGCGUUGCAAACCAUCCCCAUCACGUGGCCGUUUGCGGUCUGGGGGCUGGACCUCUUCACCGGGAAGAGAUUUCUCCAGUUCUGCGACGACCACCACAUUCGAGUGGAUUGGGAGGCAGUGGCGCACCCCCGCACGAACGGGCAAGUCGAGCGAGCCAACGGCAUGAUACUCCAGGGUCUCAAGCCACGGAUCUUCGACCGCCUUAAAAAGUUCGGCGGACGGUGGGUUGCGGAGCUUCCAGCAUUCCUCUGGAGCUUGAGGACGACCCCCAGCCAGGUUGCAGAUGCAUGUGCUUUGUACAAGUCUGAAGAUGAACAUCAGAAAGCAUUCCAGUUCAUGCAUUGCUGGAAUAAGCUGAGAACACAACCAAAAUGGCUUUCUAAAAUUGAUGAAUUGGCUAUUGCUAAAACAUCUAACAAGAAGCAGGAGACAAGUUCAACUACUGAUCCGAGUGCAAGUUUACCAAAUGAAAUAAUUCAAGGUGAGGUUCAAGCUAUAGAGCAUAAUGCAUUGACAAGGCUAAUUGUAUUAUCCUUCAUGCUGUUCAUUGUGAAGCUAUCAUGGGACGUCGGCUCUGAUCAGGAGAAGACCUCCCUGCUCCAGUUCAUUGCAUGA